Chaetomium strumarium is the source of this 3453-nucleotide messenger RNA. Its product is annotated as GNAT acetyltransferase 2-domain-containing protein. Gene Ontology annotation, molecular function: tRNA binding; 18S rRNA cytidine N-acetyltransferase activity; ATP binding. Lineage: Eukaryota; Fungi; Ascomycota; Sordariomycetes; Sordariales; Chaetomiaceae. The coding region runs from base 32 to 3229 and encodes 1065 amino acids. The transcript has 5 exons. Gene Ontology annotation, cellular component: nucleolus; 90S preribosome. The record is from RefSeq and is a predicted model, not a curated record. Gene Ontology annotation, biological process: rRNA acetylation involved in maturation of SSU-rRNA.
CAGGUCCUUAGUCUGUCAGACAACCGCGACAAUGCCGGCCCAAAAAACAGUAGACUCGCGGAUUCCUGCACUGAUCCGCAAUGGCCUCCAGGAAAAGAAGCGGAGCUUCUUCGUCGUGGUCGGCGACCGCUCCAAGGAUGCCAUUGUCCACCUCUACUACAUUAUGUCCAGCAUGGACGUAAGGCAGAACAAGUCGGUUCUCUGGGCGUACAAGAACAAGCUUCUCGGCUUCACCAGUCACCGGAAAAAGCGGGAAAACAAGAUCAAGAAAGAGAUCAAGCGUGGUAUCCGUGAGGCCAACUCGGAAGAUCCCUUCGAGCUCUUUAUCUCGCUCAACGACAUCCGCUACGUCUACUAUAAGGAGACUGAAAAAAUCUUGGGUAACACAUAUGGCAUGUGCAUUUUACAAGAUUUCGAGGCCAUAACCCCUAAUAUCCUCGCCCGAACCAUCGAGACGGUCGAAGGUGGAGGCUUAGUUGUGCUUUUGCUCAAGGGCAUGAACAGCCUGAAACAGCUGUACACCCUUUCUAUGGACGUCCACUCGCGUUACCGAACUGAGGCCCACGACGAUGUGGUUGCGAGGUUCAACGAGCGCUUCAUCUUAUCACUCGGCAGCUGCGAAUCGUGUCUCGUCAUCGAUGAUGAGCUCAACGUCCUUCCUAUAUCGGGCGGAAAGGGGGUCAAGCCGCUGCCGCCACCAGAGGAGGAUGAACCCAAGAGUGCGGCAGCGGUUGAGCUAGAAAAGAUUAAGGAUUCCCUCCAAGACACCCAGCCGAUCGGAUCUCUCGUUAAGCUGGCGCGGACAACGGACCAAGCGAAGGCAUUGCUUACCUUUGUGGAUGCCAUUGCCGAGAAGACUCUCCGGAACACCGUCACCCUUACUGCAGCGCGUGGUCGUGGUAAAUCCGCAGCCAUGGGCGUUGCGAUCGCCGCCGCGGUCGCUUAUGGGUAUAGCAAUAUCUUCAUCACUUCGCCGUCACCAGAGAACCUGAAGACCCUGUUCGAGUUUGUGUUCAAAGGGUUUGAUGCGCUCGACUACAAGGACCACGCCGACUACUCCAUAAUCCAAUCCACCAACCCCGACUUCAACAAGGCUAUCGUCCGAGUGAACAUUCACCGUAACCACCGCCAAACUAUCCAGUACAUUCGGCCUCAGGAUAGCCACGUCCUGGGACAGGCUGAGCUUGUCGUUAUUGAUGAAGCGGCGGCUAUCCCCUUGCCACUGGUGAAGAAGCUCAUGGGGCCAUAUCUCGUCUUCAUGGCAUCCACAAUCAGCGGAUACGAAGGCACGGGCCGGUCACUAUCGCUCAAGCUGAUCAAGCAGCUAAGAGAGCAGUCCAGCGCUGGCGCCAACGCCAACGCAAGCGGUUCGGUCGAAGUUGACCGGUCGAGCGGAAAGGCCACCAAGGAGACCACCGUGGUUGGCAGCCGGUCGCUCAAAGAAAUCACGCUGUCUGAGCCCAUCCGUUACGCCCAAGGGGAUAGGGUGGAGAAGUGGCUCAAUACGCUGCUCUGCCUGGACGCAACACUACCAAAGUCAAAGAUGAGCACCCAAGGGUGUCCGGAUCCCUCGCAGUGCGAGCUGUUGCAUGUCAACCGCGACACGCUCUUCUCGUUCCACCCGGUCUCGGAGAAGUUCCUGCAGCAGAUGGUGGCCCUGUAUGUCGCCAGUCACUACAAGAACUCUCCGAAUGACCUGCAGCUCAUGAGCGAUGCGCCGGCACACGAGCUCUUCGUCCUCACAGGGCCCAUUGCUGAAGGCCGCCUGCCCGAGCCUUUGUGCGUGAUCCAGGUGUCUCUGGAAGGCAAGAUCAGCAAGCAGAGCGUUCUCAACAGCUUGAGCAGGGGUCAGCAACCCGCUGGCGAUCUGAUUCCGUGGCUCGUCAGCCAACAAUUCCAGGACGACGAGUUUGCCUCACUUUCAGGAGCACGGAUUGUCCGGAUAGCAACAAACCCCGAGUACAUGAAGAUGGGGUAUGGCUCGAAAGCGCUUCAGCUUCUCGUUGACUACUAUGAGGGCAAGUUCGCGGAUCUCUCGGAGGAUGGCGGCAGCUCUGUGCAGCGGUCCAUUCCCAGGGUCACAGAUGCCGAGCUUGCAAAGGCAAGCCUGUUCGAUGACAUCAAAGUCCGGGAUAUGAACGAGCUGCCACCACUUUUCGCAAAGCUUGCCGAACGCCGCCCGGAGAGGCUUGAUUACGUGGGCGUCAGCUACGGCUUGACCGAGCCGCUGCACAAGUUCUGGAGGCGGGCCUUGUUUGCUCCGGUCUACUUGAGGCAAACGGCAAACGACUUGACGGGCGAGCAUACCUGCGUGAUGAUACGGCCUCUGCAAGACGGCAACGACCCGAGCUGGCUUGGUGCAUUUGCCAAUGACUUCCACCGCCGUUUCUUGUCCCUUCUCUCGUACAGGUUCCGCGAGUUUCCACCUGCCCUUGCCUUGACCAUCGAGGAGGCAGCCAAGUCUAGCGCCAAGCUUGAUCCAUCCACCGCGCCGGUCGAGAUCAAUAAGACUGAGCUGGACGCUAUUCUGACCCCCUUUGACCACAAGCGGCUGGAAUCAUAUGCCAACGGGAUGCUCGACUACCAUGUAGUCUUGGACCUCAUUCCGACAAUCGCGCAGCUCUAUUUCACGGGCCGGUUAAGAUCGAACGUCUCACUCAGCCGUUUAAACCAGGCGAUCCUGCUCGCCAUCGGCCUGCAGCGAAAAGACAUCGAGACUGUUGGGGAUGAACUGGGGGUUCCAUAUUCGCAGGUCUUGGCUCAGUUUAUCCAGAGCAUGCGGAAAAUCAACAAACACCUCGGCUCGCUGGUCACGGGGGCUAUCGCGGCCGAAAUGCCGGAUGCCAGCAAGGUCGGUGUAAGCCGCGAUGACGCCUCGGGGAUACACGACGACGAGGCGAUCGACAACAAGUAUGUCCCGUUGGAGACCAGGCUCGAGGACGAACUUGAGGAGGGCGGUGACGAGGCACUGAGCGAGCUACGGGCGAAGCAAAGGGAGCUCAUCGACUCUCUCCCACUGGACCAGUACGAGAUCGAGGGCGAUGAUGCCGCAUGGCAGGAAGCAGAGAAACGGGUGAAGCAGGCGGCCAAGACAGGCAGAGGCGCCCCAUUAGUGAGCGUCAAGACAAAAGCGAAGCGCAAAGCCGAGGAAGCGGAUGCCCCUGAGGAAGCGGCUGGUGAAAAGGGGCAUUCAAAGUCCAAGAAGGCGAAGCGGGAUAAGAGGAAAUGAAGUGAGAUUUUGUGCGAUAGGUUAUAGAGAUGUUCUACUUUCUGGCAACCAAAGAUACCCAGGCUUGAGAUCAGGGCUGCUGCUUCCCAUGUUUGAGAUCUUCGAGCUUGGGAUGUACUAGAUGUACGCCACGGGGGUAUCCGCUAGAUUGUCCAGGGCGGAUAGGGUUCUGGUCUACUGUGGUCGCGUGCAUAAAGAAAACCCCCUAGUCAAGUACCUGUGGG